Prorocentrum cordatum is the source of this 1652-nucleotide messenger RNA. The record is from the annotation of a GenBank genome assembly. Lineage: Eukaryota; Dinophyceae; Prorocentrales; Prorocentraceae.
AGAAGCCUUACCAGAAGCUUGCGAGCCCUCCCAAGAAGUCCUGGAGUCCAUUGCCCUCUGAUCCGUAGCCAUUGUGGCUGAUGCCGGCAGGGGUUGCCCCAACCGGGGUAAGAGAGGAAUAUAGUCGGAUCCGUUACCGUAAUAGAGCAUUCAUUUUUCAUGGUCGCGAUACUCCCUGGCCGAUUGAUCGUCUUGCUGCAGUACUUGCGCUGCGCCUCCGCCGUGACGGUCAGACGAAGCAGGACAGAGCCGGCGGUGAAUCCCCAGGACUACGCAGCGAACGGGGUUGGAUACAAGGACGGGAUAAGGUACGAUGAGAUUGUCUCGCCCGCGGCGGCGCUGGGCCGGAUGUGGGGCAGGCUUUGGAGGACGCAGAGCAGGGAGGACUACAUGAUCAUGAAUCUCUCCAGCCCAGGCAUGUGCUUCCCUACGCCCCUGGGUGGCGUGGUCAGGGAGAACUGGAAGCUCGUGGAGGGCAACAUUGAGCGUGGGAGAAGGAUGGCAGCGGAGGUGAAGGUAGUGUUUGCUGGGCUCGUGCGCGACGCUGGAGAAUCUAUCAUCCCCGCCUACGUUGCUCUCAAGGUUCUUGCUCGCCAGUUCAAGGAUUACCAUUUCUUCGUCUUGGAGAACGACUCGCGGGACCAGACAAAGCGAUGGUUACGAGUAGCUAGUGAAAGAGAUCCCAGAUUCGAGUGCAAGUCUGAAAAUUUGAUGCUCGGCAAUGACAGGGGCGUUGAGCCAUCUAGAUUCCAGCGCAUGGCUGCAUUGCGGAACAGGUUGCUCGAUUGGAUCGGGGAAUUCGUGCAGCAGAGCUCUGGUUGGGAUUUGAUCGUUAUGGUAGAUUUUGAUAUUUUCAAAUAUGGGCCAUUCGCUAUUUCGUCACAUUCCUUCUUCUCCUUGUUGGGGCGCAAAGAGACUGCGAGACGCGAGUGGGACAUGGUGUGCGCGAAUGGCCUUUACAAAACUGAGAACAAAGACGUUCCAUACGGCAUGUACGAUUGUUUCGCUUUCCGCACAAAGAAGAACGACACGUUCAAUGCAGGGGAUUGCCCCAGGGAUAAAGAGCAGGGCAUGAAGCUGUGGGCCGGGUACGACUUGGUCCCGGUGCACUCUUGCUUCGGUGGGAUGGCUGUAUACAGAUCUGAGGCGUUGUUCCAGUGCCGUUAUGAUCCAGGUGUGUACGAUUGCGAACACGUGCCGUUACAUCAAUGCAUGCGCAAGCAUGGAAGCGAGAAUCGGAUGUUCAUGGACACUAUGUUGACGACCGCUUACGUCGCAAAUGGUCAUGGGCAUGACUACGACGACUCUGUCCACCAAGAGUGUCUUUCUGGCAGCUGGGCUGAGAUCAAAAAAGAACCGUCUCGCUAACACCGAGGUCAACGCAUGCGAAUUGCGGAUGAACAGGGCAUAGAAAGAGCGUGUAGAGAUGGGAGACGGAUUGCACCAUGCAUUUUCUAAACUCGGAUGGAGCUCGAUCUGUUCCUCUUCGAUCUGGGUUUGCGAUUGACCACGGUGUCGCGUUUUGUCCAGGCAGGCACUCGCGUGUGGCGCUUGACCGCGAGAAAUGUUCGACUGAGAGACUGCACCACUUGCAAUCUCCAAUGGCCGUCCCCCUUGCCCCACCCCCCUCCUGGAUCGCCGCCGGUCAGUGG